Molecule: messenger RNA, 773 nt
Organism: Cylas formicarius (sweet potato weevil)
Lineage: Eukaryota; Metazoa; Arthropoda; Insecta; Coleoptera; Brentidae
Product: lysozyme-like
Exons: 3
Coding region: 122-571 (149 amino acids)
Molecular function (GO): lysozyme activity
Source: RefSeq, a predicted model, not a curated record
GAAUUCCGUCCAGCAAGUCCGCGUGCAUAUAUUUUAAACCUGGCGAGACGGCAAUAAUCGCCAGUCGAUUUUUGAUUUAGUUCCGAAACGCCUUAAAACUAUUUUUCCGAUUCCAGUCAACAUGCUAAAGUUGAUUUUAGCCACUGUGUUGGUGUUUUUUGUAGCCGGGGCUUUCUCCGAUGAUCUCCCUGUAACGCAACAGUGCCUGGGUUGUAUAUGUGAAGCAAUUUCCGCGUGCGAUACGAAUCGCACCUGUCACGGCGACGUAUGCGGCCCCUUCAGGAUUACCUGGGCGUACUGGGCGGACUCGGGAAAACCCACCGUCAACCGUGAAGCUCCCGACGCGCCUCAGGCCUACGCUAACUGUGCGGGGGACACUUACUGCGCAGCUCUGAGCGUCCAGGGAUACAUGAACAAAUUCCAACAGGAUUGCAACGGCGACGGUAAAAUCGACUGCGAUGAUUUUGCCGCUAUCCACAAGCUGGGAGCUUAUGGUUGCGCUGGUCAACCUUUACCUGAACCAUUCGGUCAACGUUACAGACAAUGUAAGGCCAUCGUAGGUGGUCAAUGAGAAACGUCCUUAUUAAUAGACGCAUCGGCUAGGGUCCCUUUCCAUAUCUUUUGCAGGAGCGAGUUUUAACGAAAUUGUCAAAUUGUCCUGUUGUUUUUGUAUAGACGCCGUUUGUAAUUUAUAAUUUUGCGUGAGAUUUAAGUGUAAUGCUGUGAGACUGUCUUUCAAAUAAAUACGUAAUUGUAACACGUAAUGGGUUUUA